AUGCCACUGGUACAGGUGACUCGACAACAGAAGAGUCUUGGAUUUCAUCCAGUUCUCCUCAAAACAGCCGACUUUCGGGGGCUUCAUUCUGCCUCAUCUACAGGACAUGAACAUCUCGUGGAGCUCCUGACCCCACAAGUGGAGCAGAUCGAUGGUGCGGAGCUUGAAACGUUGUCCAUCAAGCAGAUGCCUCAAAAGGACUGGUUGGUCCAAGCUCUAUUAGACCAGGACAUGGGUCCGGAUGAAGCCCAAACAGCCAUUGCUCAGCUGGAUAUGAUCUUCCGUUUGGCAGAGGUGGCCAAGGCAAUGCCGGACCUGAUGGGACAACUUGGAGCACCCACUCCUCGAGCACCUUCCCAGGAGACAGAGCCACCUGUUGUCGAGGCGAGUCCGAAGAGUGGAGAGUUGUUGUGGAGGACACCGAAGCACUUUUCGAGCAGAAAAGAUCCACCAGCAACCCGAGCUCAGGGUGCAGCAGAAGACACCGAUUCUGUGCCUGAAGUCAAGGCAGAGGAGAGAAAGUUUGGUCACACGGGUUCUCAGCACAAGAUGCUUCUACGGGGGGUCGCCACAUCGCCGGCGGUGUCGCCACAUUUGCGGCAGGAUCCUGCCGCAGAGGCCAAAGGUCCACCCAAGGGCCCUGGGAAGGGCAAAGCUGCACAGACAGAGGAGGCAAAGGAAUCAAAAGAAGAAACAAAAGAAGAAGCAAAGGAGGAGCCGAAAGAAGGAGCACCGAAGGGCAAGGGUCCCAAAGGUCCUGCCAAAGGCAAAGGACCCCCAGCCCCAGGUGGCAAAGGACCUCCCGCCCCUGCAGGCAAGGGACCUGCACCUCCGGGUGGUAAAGGACCCGCCCCAGCAGGAAAGGGUGGACCAGCAGCAGGUGGGAAGGCUGGCAAGGCUGGAAAAGGAGCGAAAGGUGGCGCCGGGGGCGGCUCUGGAGAGACCAAGCCAGUUGUGAAACCGAGUCAACCAAUGAAGCCUUUGUGGUGGAGCAAGAUGAUUUUUGGAGCUCAGUUGAAGAAAGGAGAAAGUAUUUGGGAUGAAGUGAAGGAUGAUAUGGAGAAGUUGCCACUGGAAGAACUCACUGAACGUUUCUCCAAGUCUGCUGCUGCCAGAGAAAAGCCGAAGAAGGAGAAGGCGGAGGGGAAGAAGGAGGAACUGAAGUCACUGCGUAUCAUUACAGACCCUCAGAUCGUGGUUGGCAAGGAGGCAUCCCUAAAGAAGCUUCCGGAACCCACUGAAGUCGCCCGUGCAUUGGAUGAGUUGGACGACACAGUGCUUAAUCCCGAGCUACUGCAAGUUGUAAAGGACAAUGCUUGUCCCACACCCGCACAGAUGAAAGAGCUCGGAGAGGCGCGAACGAAGAAUCCCAACGUUCCGCUGGCGCUCCCCGAGAGUUUCAUGUGGGUCAUCGGCCAGAUGCCCGCUUAUCAGCAACGGAUUGAUUGUUGGAGCUUCGCCAUGACCUACAAGGAGCAACAUGCAACAUACCACACAGCAUUGUCGGAUUUCUUGCAGGUGGUCGAAUGCUUUCAAGAGUCUGAGAUGCUACCCACCUUGCUGGGCAUCAUUUUGGCUGUGGGGAAUUACUUGAAUGGUGGCACCAACCGAGGGCAAGCAGAUGGCUUUGAUAUCGAGUCGUUAGCGAAACUGGAAGGCAUCAAGGAUGCGACCGGCAAAGACAUCAGGCACUUCAUUUUCGAUCUUUUUCUGAACCGUAUGACUGAGCAAUCGACUCAAUUUGUGGAAGAGCUGAUGCCUUGCAUGGUAAAUAUGAAUCGUCGGAUCAGCAAGGAUUCUGAUGGAGUGGAGAAGCUUGAUAAGAGUGCGAAGAUCGCAUUCGAAGAUUUCGACCUGUGUGUUACUGCUUUGCAUUCUGAAUUUGUCCAGAAGCAUGAAAUGAUGCAGAUGAUUCUGUCGUACUUUGAAGAUCCUGCAGAUCCAUUCAAGCUUCAGAUGCCAAAGAUUUACUUGGAAGCGAAGGAUAAGCUGGAUGAGCUGAACACCCUGAAGGAUACUGCGAAGGCGCAAGUGUUGAAGUGGUUCAAGGUGCAAGCAAUGAAGAGCAACGAGUUCUGCUUGCUUUGGGACAACCUGCUCAUCCCUGCUAACAUGAUCAUCAAUGCUGACAUGAAGAUGAAGAAGGAGUUCAUGCUCCCUACCUUUUGCCAGAACAAGCCCUUCUCAGCUGAAGAUUUACAGAUCCUUUGGUCAUUCAAAGAGUUUGAUGGCAAGCGCACCGUCAAGAAGAAGACCAAGGAGCGACGCCGUCGGAGGUUUUCACAACGACUCCGCGAUGGGGCAGAAGCGGCUGCUGCGGCAGAGGCCAAGGCAGCUGGAGCUGCAGCCCCUGCGGAAGGAGCACCAGCAGUUGCACCAGGCGUGACACCUGCAGGAUCGUUUUCCGCUUGA
Durusdinium trenchii is the source of this 2412-nucleotide messenger RNA. The record is from the annotation of a GenBank genome assembly. NCBI's taxonomy places the organism in Eukaryota, Dinophyceae, Suessiales, Symbiodiniaceae.